Molecule: messenger RNA, 1768 nt
Organism: Bactrocera oleae (olive fruit fly)
Lineage: Eukaryota; Metazoa; Arthropoda; Insecta; Diptera; Tephritidae
Cellular component (GO): nucleoplasm
Source: RefSeq, a predicted model, not a curated record
AAACCAUUAAAAAUUCAGUCUUAAAAUAUUCCAAAGACCAUUCUAAAAAGGUUUAAUUUUAAGAUUAUUACGUAUGGUUUAUGGCGAACAAUAAAACAGUGCAAUUUACAAACAGGGUAAUCCAUAGACUAUAAUUUUCAUAUCAAAACAACAAAACUAUCAUAAUAGCAAAACAUUUAAAUUUCAUUUGUUUUUAGAAAAAAUAAAUAAAUAAAACACCUAAAAGCUUAUAAAUGGAAAAAGAUAAUACAAUUGAAAGUUCGCCCACACUUUCGAAAAAAAUACAAGUCCAAGAUGGUUUAGUGAAUCAACCCGAAAACAAUCAUAAUUCAAUCAACGGUGAGACUUGCAACCUUUCUGUACAUCCUGAUUGUAGUGAUCAUAUUGAAGCGGACUUAGCAGUUAUACGCGGCGAUGCUAUUGGUACUACAUUGUACAGUGAACGUUUUGUGCUUUCGACGUUGCUGAAACUGACCAAAUUGGAAAAAGAGCUUUCCGAAAAUGAUAGUUUUGAAAAUGACCUGUGUACAAUUUGGGAUAUGACAAUUGAAGAGGAUGUUGUGCAACUGCUACUGGAGCAUAAUGUAUUGGAACUCUUUGCCGAUUGCAUAUUUGCAACAAAUGAUAAACGAUUAGUUGAAAUAUUGGUAGGCAUAUUGGGAAACAUGUGUAAUUUUAAAGAAUCUCGUGAUGCACUUGUUAAUGAUACAUCGCUGGUUCAAACGCUUCUAGAUUUAACCAAUUGCUCCGAUUCACCAACACUUCUUCAACUCACUCGACUAUUUUCUGUUGUGCUAAUACAUGCAGAUCGUGGCACUGCUUUGCAUUGGUAUCAACAUAUAUCCCUUUGUCCCGAUUUCAUUAAAAAUAUUAUAUUUAUAUUAAGUAAUUCCAUAAACGAGCAACUUCUUCGUCAAACAAUCGAAACUCUAAAUGCGAUACUAGCAAAAUUUGCCCUUAUUGAACCUAAUCAAAAAGUACCUAAAAAUAAUUAUGAUGACGAUUCUGAUAAUACAGUGUUAUUGCCAACAUUUGAGCAGUUAUUUGUCAAUGCAUCUUUAAUAAAAGCCACUACAGAAGCUUUCCUAGCGCUAUUACCGAGGCGAGAUAAUGCGGAGUUGCAUGGAAUUCAUGAUGAUGAUAACGGUGAUGUCGAAAGCACGAUUGUGCUUACACAGAGUACGCACAAUUUAAUGCAGAUUUUCCUCAACAUACACUGUAUAUUAACGCAGUAUGAUAACCUGUCACAAAAUAGUUAUUUUCCACAUAUUGAGUCACUAAUGGACUGCUUAGGUUGUAUUCUCGAGCCUCUAUGCAAUCCUAAGUAUAUAGAGCACUUGACCAAUCAGGAACAAGAUCUUUUGGAAAGCAUCAAUGACAUCUUUGAGUCCCUAGGAGACCCUUUUGAUGAAAGAUGCCUGAUAUAUACAAUUAGUAUUUGGAAUUUAUUAAGAUUGGAAAAUGAGAGGCUUGCACGAAAGACACCACCGGGAAAUGAUUUUGAAGAUAUUGCAUUUAAGGACGAUGAAUUUAAUUUUGAAACCGGUUACCUAACAAUACUCAAUAUGAUAGUUCGUGUGAUUAAUGCUGCUACUGAUCAACAGUUGGAAAAUGCUUUGAAAGAAAAUCUUGACGACAAUAUGAGGAAUUUGCAAAGUACCCUUAGCAUUGGCGAUAAUGAUCAACCAUCAAAGCGAUGCUAUUUAAAAAUACGAAAUGUACUAAAAAAUUUACAGCAAUAAAAAUCUCAUUAUUCAGAAUUGAUUAA